AUGGAUGUGGACAAUUUGACCGAGACGAUGAAUGCCGCCCAUUUGCAUGAUGUACAUGAUGGGCGAGGAGUCUUACCCUUCUGUCCCCCAACGAACGCCUCGAGAAUGCUGAAGGCGCUGAACAACAUUCCAACCUUUUUAUUCCGCGUUGCAUCUCCAUACUUUGACGGAGAGACAAACGAAACGUGGGUGCGCUCAGAAUCAUCAAAGAGAGGGAAUACUUCAUCUCUCGAAGAUAUUUUCCAUGGCUUGAAUGACACGAAGAGAAGAAUUGUAGCGCAAACGCUCAAUAAGCACCUUAGAUGGUGGCCAAAGGAAGAUCUGGAAGAUAAUUUCAUAUCAUGGACAAGUUCACUUCUCUUUGCGCUUCAGUACAUUAACUAUCUUCAUCUGAGCAGCAACUACACACCAAACCUAGAAGAGACCAACCUGUACGUUGUAGAUACAACGCUGUUCCCUGGCGGCACGUUUGCUCGAGAUUUAGACCUUAUCCAAGAAUUCGAAUUAUUUGAUAACCAUCCGCCCGUUACUGACCUGAGGCGUCUAUCGGAGCUCCGAACGCACCCUAGCUACUAUUUUGGAGAAUAUUUGUCGCAGGGUCGUAUGGAAAUGGCUGACAGAUGUCAAGUGAUCUCUGCGACGUUACUCAUGAAUGAUGGUAGAGUGAGCCAGAUACAACCUCAAUUUAAGGAUAUAGCGACUCUGCGGCGGAUGAACGAAAAACCAGGAUGGCCAACGGAGGUACAACGUCUUCGCCGAGUUGUCUGGUCAAGUUGCAAACUACCGCGAUUAACAGCCCAGGAAUCAAUCAGUCGCAUCAGUGCGGUUAAAGAAAUAAUAAAGGACCUCGGUUCCGAAUGGAAAUUACCCCUAGCUAUGUAUUUUAUGGCGUUGAUUGGGCCAGACCUUGAGAUAGAAGAUCAAGAAACGACUGCCGAUAAUAGCUUCUUUGAAUAUCUAGAUCGUGCAACGCCUCCGUCUGAGAAUUUAGAGGAAAAGCGAAAAGAUCUGUCGAUGUUCAAACUCAGCGCACCAGGAACUAUGCCUGAACUGAAGAGGGUCGAGGUCUUGAUUCACCAAGUUCAGAAGUAUAUUCGGCUUAAAAAGGAACUAGAUAGAUUCUAUAGAAGGAGUAGAGGUAAUUCUUCGAAAUUUACUUAUCAGAUCUGA
Aspergillus pseudotamarii is the source of this 1170-nucleotide messenger RNA. RefSeq lists its product as uncharacterized. The record is from RefSeq and is a predicted model, not a curated record. The transcript has 3 exons. The coding region runs from base 1 to 1170 and encodes 389 amino acids. NCBI's taxonomy places the organism in Eukaryota, Fungi, Ascomycota, Eurotiomycetes, Eurotiales, Aspergillaceae.